Molecule: messenger RNA, 1498 nt
Organism: Lucilia cuprina (Australian sheep blowfly)
Lineage: Eukaryota; Metazoa; Arthropoda; Insecta; Diptera; Calliphoridae
Exons: 7
Coding region: 145-1395 (416 amino acids)
Source: RefSeq, a predicted model, not a curated record
GAAAAAAUGGUGGCAAAAGAUCUUGGUGUUUUAAAUCUUCGUUUGUGAAUUUGAUUUGUGUAAAAAUUUAUAUUUAUAUAUAUAUUAAAAAUCGUUUAGUGCAACAUUUUACUUCCGUAUUUUACUAAAAGAAUAUUUUUCAAAAUGACUAAAGAAGCCAAUAAAACUAAACUUCCAACCAAGAAAGUAAUUGCAUCUCCUAAAACCAAUUCGGAAUUUGAUGUAUUUUUAAAAAAUCAACAAAAUAUUGUAGCCAGACUCAAAACCGAAUUAAAAUCGGCCAUUAGUAAGGUUAAACAUGGCGACUGUGACACUGCAGAACAAAGGAAACGUUUUCUCGAAUUGGAGCGAAGCAUUAAUCAACGUGAUGGUGAGAUACAUACACUCAACACUAAUUUAGAAAAAUUAAAAGAAGAAAAUAAACAUAUUUUAAUGGAAUUUAAUAUGUUUAAAAAUAAGUUCUGCCAACUAGAAACUGAGUACGAUAACAAUUUGCAACAACUUAAGGAGGAAAACGAAAAGUUAUUGGAACAGUUGCAAAAACAAGAAACCACAGAAAAUCGACAUAUAGAAGAACUUUCAUUUAGUUGUCAGGAAUUACAACAAAAAUUACAGGAUAAUUUAAAAGAUUUUACUGAUUUAAAUGAGUUACAUAAAGAAACUAUGCACAACUAUGAGCAAAUGAAAAUCAAAUUUGAAGAACAAGUGAAAGAAUUUGCAUUGUAUAAAAACCAAGUUUAUGAGGAAAGAAAUUUAGAGAAUGAAAGAUAUAAACUUGAAUUUGCCAAAUUAUCGAAUGAGUUAAGAGAAAAGGAUGAUAUGUUGCAGCAGUGUCUAGCAGAUAAAAAUCUUUUGGAAAAGGAAAAAAACCUUGUAAUAGAUGGACUUAAUAACAAAAUUUAUCGUAUUGAAAAGGCCUUCAAUCAACCCACAAAAGUUGUAACACCCAUGGUAACUUUGCCCCAACAAGUGGAUAAUUUUGAUAAUAAUUCUACUUCAGAAAGUUCUAAUGAUAAUGUGGCCACAUCUAAAUCUCAAGUACGCAGACCAUUAGAAAUCCUUUCAAUACAAUCUUUGUCAAAUAAUGAAAAUAAAAAAACUGAACAAAAUCAAGAACAACGUAACUACAAGUUUAAACGUCCCAUACAACCCACUACCAGUUCUCAGCAAACGAAUGUGGCUACAAAUCUCAAUACAAAUAAUAGAAAACGACGAAAUCAACCACAAAGACCAGGAGCAGUAAAGAACUACAAUGAAUUUUCAAUGUCAUCUAGUGAUGAUGAUAGUAAUUAUAAUGGUUUCUCUCAGCUACUUUGGCGUCCAAAUGCGGAGUGUUACGUUCCAGAUACAGAUGCCUCUGAAGGUUUUGCUAAACCUAAACGCAACAAAAAAUAAUUGCUAAUAUCAGCAAUUGAUUUAUUUUUUUUUUAACGAAAAUACUAUUAAAUUGUUUAUUUGUGUUUUAGUAUAUGUUUUACAAAAAAGAACUUCAAAUGAU